This is a messenger RNA of Orbicella faveolata, 525 nucleotides long. RefSeq lists its product as uncharacterized. The record is from RefSeq and is a predicted model, not a curated record. Lineage: Eukaryota; Metazoa; Cnidaria; Anthozoa; Scleractinia; Merulinidae.
GAGUUACCUUAAACGACGCGAUGAAUGCGUGUCCAGCAUUUGGCAAAGGUGUGUGUCCAUACGCCAUCCUUGUGACCAAGUGCAAGGGUCUGGCUGGCAAGUGCCCCGCUUUUGAGGGAGGCUGCCCAUUCAAGAACUGCAAGACCGUUGGAGAGUUCGUGGAGAAGAUGACUCAGAUGCGAGAUACCUGCAAGGGUAAAGCUGCCUAUAGCAAGUUCUUCCAGGAGCUUCUUUCCAUCACUGACAGUGAACAGAAGAAGCUUGGAGCCUGCCCCUUCAAUGCACAUGUCUGCCCAUUCAGCCGUGAUGCUAAAGGAAAGCCAAUUGUCCCCAAGUGAGGUCGACAGAUCAGUGGCUGUUGCUUAACAUGGAUUUGACGAAGACAAAGAUCAAACCGGACUGACUUAUCUAUCGUUAACGAAUAUUUGAAGUGCAUUUUACACGUUUCAGAUUUUUCUGCGAACGUGUUUUUUCACUGUGUGAUUACUUGUUUAAUUAACAAUAAAACUUGUGAAAUUAUCCAGA